AUGGUCACUGUUCGAUCAGCCACCUCUUCGAUAUCCGACGGGAUUCCUUCUUGUUCGAUCUUCAGAGGGGCUAAAGGAAUUCUUGAUGUAAGUGUUCAACAAGUCGAUGAAGGCUAUCAGAAAAGUGUUUCAAGUCAGGAUAACGCCGCUUCCAUGUUCAGCACUUUAUUGGAAGACUUAAAGAAAGUGAUCGAUUCAACGCAUCAUUGUUUGUGGAUCAUUCAUUUAAAUCAAACAAUUGAUCCGCUUCUGAAUGAUGAUUGGUUUUACUCAUUGACGGUUAUCAAACUCAUU
Molecule: messenger RNA, 294 nt
Organism: Mesorhabditis belari
Lineage: Eukaryota; Metazoa; Nematoda; Chromadorea; Rhabditida; Rhabditidae
Source: the annotation of a GenBank genome assembly